AUGGCGUCGACGGCCGGGGCGAGCAUCAAGUACGCGUCGGCGCUCCACCGGAGGACGCAUAGGGUGACCUCCGCGCUGGCGCACGCGGCGCUGGAGUGGACCCUCAUCGCGCUGCUGCUCAUCAACGGCCUCCUCUCCCGCGCCGUCGCGCGCUUCGCGGCCUACUCGGCCUCGGCCCGCCUCGCCUCCUCUCGCGCCCGCGUCGGCCGGCUCUUCGGGGCGGCGCACGAGGACGAUGACGAGGCGGCGGGCGACGCGCGGUGGCUGCGGGGCGUGCUCUGCGGCGCCCACGCGGCCGAGAUCUCCGGGAUGGGGUACUGCCUCCGCCACGGCCGGCUCGUCGCCGAGGCCGCCGACAUGUGCGAGGGGUGCCUGUCUUCUUGGAACAAGAAAGAGAGCAGACACGGUGCAGGGGAGACCACGGGUGUGCUCCUGCUGCAAAGCUCUUGUGGAGGGAAUUUCUUCGCGCGCUACACAUCCGAGGGAAGAUCCUCCUGCUGUACACGACAAGACAGCCGGAGAGGAGGAAGUAGCAGAUGUGCGAUGAAGGACUUUUGCAGCAGGUGGUGUGCACCUCUUUCACUGAACUUUGGGUCACCGAGCAUGAUGCACGUAGAAGAAAAGAAAGAGAAAUUAUUUGUGAGUAUCGGAUUGAUAAAGCAAGUGUUGAUAGUAGUGGAGAUCAGCUAAGGCCACCUCAAAAAUAUUUUCUUCUAGAUAUUUUUUAUAGUCUUCAUUUAUAUAAUCUCUAACAACACUUCGGUGUUACAACUAUGUAACUUAUUUAUUAUAUGAAUUUGAUUUAAGAAAAUAGACUCAAGC
This is a messenger RNA of Lolium perenne, 822 nucleotides long. RefSeq names its product myosin-binding protein 3-like. Lineage: Eukaryota; Viridiplantae; Streptophyta; Magnoliopsida; Poales; Poaceae. Gene Ontology annotation, molecular function: myosin binding. The record is from RefSeq and is a predicted model, not a curated record.